AUACUGUUGUAUCCUAUACUAUAUAAAUAUUAUCAUCUAUAUCACGCACAAGCUUUAAAGCUUCAGUGAUGUUUCAUGUCUAUUUUCAAAGUUGGAUAGCCUUUUUUCUUUCUGUAUUUUUCUAUUUUUGAAAAUAAAUAUUAUUAUUAUUACGGUCAUAAAAGAAAUAUUCUUGAAAUGUUGAAAUUUUCAGGCUGGAAGCUCCAUGUCCAAGAAACUAUAAUCCGGCAGACUACUUCAUACAGUUACUGGCCAUCGUGCCCGGCAGAGAAGAAUCUUGCAGGCAAGCAGUCUCAAUGAUUUGCAGUAAAUUUCAAAGAUCUGAACCUGGUGUUAAAAUGACAGUUGAAUGCGCUACAGUGGCAAGUGAUACGGAAAGGAACGAUUUCGAAAUAUGGCUGAGUGGUGAUACUAUCAACCCGUACAAAGCAUCAUGGUGGACACAGUUCAGGGCCGUGUUGUGGCGAUCGUGGCUGAGUACUAUGAAAGACCCGUUAUUGAUGAAAGUUCGAAUAUUACAAACAACGAUGAUCGCACUCAUAAUAGGUGCCAUUUACUAUGGUCAGGAGAUGAAUCAAGACGGCGUCAUGAACAUCAAUGGAGUGUUAUUCAUAUUUCUGACGAAUAUGACUUUUCAGAAUGUUUUUGCUGUUAUCCACGUUUUUUGUUCGGAGAUUCCACUCUUCCUCAGAGAACAUCGAAAUGGAAUGUAUCGCACAGACGUUUAUUUUCUGAGUAAAAUAAUAGCUGAAGCACCAUUUUUUAUAGUACUACCAACAUUAUUUACAUCAGUUUGUUAUUUUAUGAUUGGUCUCAACUCAGAAAUACCUCGAUUUUUCGUUGCUUGUGGUAUUGUUAUUUUGGUUGCUAAUGUAGCUACUAGUUUUGGAUAUAUGAUUUCAUGUGUAUCGAAUUCCAAUUCAAUGGCACUUUCUCUGGGACCGCCAUUGAUCAUUCCAUCUUUACUUUUCGGUGGAUUCUUCCUUAAUGUAGAAUCGAUUCCCAUUUAUUUCAAAUGGGUUUCAUACCUUUCUUGGUUCAAAUACGGCAAUGAAGCACUAAUGAUCAACCAAUGGGAGAAUAUAACUGAAAUAGAUUGUCCAAAUGGGAAUUCUACCUGUCCGCGGGAUGGACAUAUGGUUUUACAAAUUUAUAAUUUUCAUGAAGAAGCUCUACCAAUUGAUAUAAUAUCACUUCUGGCCCUUAUUGUAGGAUUUCGUCUAAUCGCAUAUUUCGGUCUAUUGAGCAAAACAUACAAGUAAUAGACGAAAUAUAUUAUUCAGUGACCUGUGAUUCGUACACUGCCAAUGCUUUCUCUUCAUUGCAACUUAUACGAAUAUUUGUAUUUGUAUGAACUGAACAGAUAAUAAUUAAAUGCGGUAACGUAUA
Messenger RNA from Leptinotarsa decemlineata (Colorado potato beetle), 1389 nucleotides. RefSeq names its product ATP-binding cassette transporter scarlet. Gene Ontology annotation, biological process: transmembrane transport. Gene Ontology annotation, cellular component: plasma membrane; cytoplasmic vesicle membrane. NCBI's taxonomy places the organism in Eukaryota, Metazoa, Arthropoda, Insecta, Coleoptera, Chrysomelidae. The record is from RefSeq and is a predicted model, not a curated record. Gene Ontology annotation, molecular function: ATP hydrolysis activity; ABC-type transporter activity; ATP binding.